AUGGAUUCCAAUUUAAACACUCUUGGAGAAAACAUCAAUCAGCUAGAAACUCGUUUCGAUACGUUACGCGAGGAGGUCAUUUCGAAAUUAAAUCAAUGUAGUGAUUGUAUUAAAUCUGCUAAGCAAUUAUAUCAUCAAGCAACAGAAAUGACUACCGUCUUAGAAAACAAAUUAGUUAAUGCAUCAAAUGAAGAAAAAGAAUGGAAAGAUAUCAAAGCUAAAUUAGCAACAACAUCAAUUCAAGGCAAAGUUAUACUUGAUGUUGGAGGUGAUAAAUAUGCUACAAGUGUUGAGACAUUAACACGCGAAAAAAAUACUUUCUUCACUGCACUCUUCUCUAAACAAUGGCAACUUGAAAGGGAUCCUGAUGAUAAAAGUAUAUUCAUUGAUCGAAAUGGUAAAAUCUUUACGUACAUUCUUGAAUAUUUGCGUUCGAAUACGGUGCCACCUAAUGUUAUGAAAGAUACAACACUUCUAAGUAGUCUUUUCAUCGAAGCCGAAUAUUUUCGUUUACAUGCUCUAAUCGAUAUAUUAACGGAUAUGUAUUUUCCUGAUGGAACAUUACUUCAAAAAGAACAUAAGAAGAAACUAAAUGAAUUUUAUGGUAAGACUAAUCAACAAUGGGAAUUGAUUUAUAAAGCUUCACGUGAUGGAUUUGAUGUGAAUGCAUUUCAUUCACGUUGUAAUAAUAAAGGACCAACAAUGACAAUUAUUCAAUCAAAUAAUAACUAUCUUUUUGGAGGUUAUACAGCCAUUCCAUGGACUUCGAAUGUUACAUAUGUGAAUGAUACUACAGCUUUUUUAUUCACUUUGACCAAUCCUCACGAGAUUCCACCGACUAAAUACCUCAUUAAUCCUGGUAACAUAGGAAACGCAGUUCAACAUCACAGUGGCUACGGUCCAACAUUUGGAAGCGGCCACGAUAUUUAUCUGGCAAAUGGUAGCAAUUCGAACAAUUCAAGUUACACUAAUUUCCCUCAUGGAUAUCUCGAUACCACUGGAAAGGGUAAUAAUACAUUCACUGGAGCUCUGAAUUUUACCACAUCUGACAUUGAAGUUUACAAAUUAGCUUAA
Molecule: messenger RNA, 1074 nt
Organism: Rotaria sp. Silwood1
Lineage: Eukaryota; Metazoa; Rotifera; Eurotatoria; Philodinida; Philodinidae
Source: the annotation of a GenBank genome assembly